AUGUCGAAUUUAAAUCCUGGGUUAAGUGAACGAUUUCUCAACCUGAAAGACAAGCGCCCCAUUGAGGUAUGGGAGGAAUUAUGGCAGGAAGAAAAGACCCCUUGGGAUAGAGGGGUACACAAUCCAGCUCUGGAAGACGCCCUAGAAGAAAAGUCCGACAUUUUAGGGAAUGCUAUUAUAAAGAUUGAAGGCGGAGGAAAAAGGCGGAAAAAGGCUCUUGUGCCUGGGUGUGGUAGAGGCGUAGACUGCUUUCUACUUGCAUCAUUUGGAUAUGACGCCUAUGGUCUGGAAUAUAGCACCACGGCCCUGGAGGAGUGCCAGAAGGAGGCAGAAAAGUAUGGAGACUUAGUGAAGCCAAGAGACGAAGAAAUCGGAAGUGGAAAGGUCGCGUUCUUGCAGGGAGAUUUCUUCAAGAGCGAUUGGGUAGAGAAAGCUGGGUUGGAAGAAAGUUGUUUUGAUCUCAUUUAUGACUAUACUUUUUUCUGCGCUCUCAACCCUCUCUUGCGCCCAGGAUGGGCGCUCCGACACUCGCAACUCCUUGGACGAUCCCCAAAAGGCUAUCUGAUAUGCCUUGAGUUUCCAACAACGAAGGAUCCCACUUUAGGAGGUCCGCCAUUUGCCUCCACCCCAGAAGCGUAUCUAGAACACUUGAGCAAACCUGGCGAAGAUAUCCCAUACGACGACAAGGGCAAUGUUCAGGCCGGUUUGUCCAACAAAACGGGAGAUAACGGCUUGGUUCGUGUGGCACAUUGGCAUCCAGAGCGGACUCAUGAAGUCGGCAAGGAUUCUGAUGGUACCGUAAGGGAUUGGGUCUCUAUAUGGUGCCACAAGUGA
Messenger RNA from Trichophyton rubrum CBS 118892, 834 nucleotides. RefSeq lists its product as uncharacterized. Lineage: Eukaryota; Fungi; Ascomycota; Eurotiomycetes; Onygenales; Arthrodermataceae. Gene Ontology annotation, molecular function: S-adenosylmethionine-dependent methyltransferase activity. The record is from RefSeq and is a predicted model, not a curated record. Bases 1 to 834 code for a protein of 277 amino acids. The transcript is spliced from 2 exons.